AUGGACCCCGCGCAGCGCUGCGCGCCCUUCGGCUUGGCGCCCGGGCCCGACCCCUACGCGGCCGCCGGGGACGAGCCUCCGGGCGGCCAGGGCGCCUCGGCCUCCGCGUCUCACCUGCACCCCGCGCCGCCCCGGGGCCAGCGCCUGAGCCGCUUUCCGGCCUGCGGGCCCCUGGAGCCCUUCCUCCCGGAGCCGGCCGAGCCGCCCGCCAAGUACCUGCAGGACCUGGGGCCCGGCCCCGCGCCCAACGGCGGCCGCUUCUACGAGGGCCCGGCGGAAGCGGAGGAGAAGGCCCCCAAGGCCGCCAGCUUCCCCCAGCUGCCCGCGGACUGCCGAGGGGGCCCCCGAGACGGGCCCCCCACCCUGCAAGGCUCCCCGGGCCCUUGCCUGGCCAGCCUGCGCGUCCCCCUGUCCCCGAGACUCCCCGACGCCAUGGAGCUGGCCAAGAGCAAGAGCAAGAAGCGCCGCAACCGCACCACCUUCAGCACGUCCCAGCUGGAGGAGCUGGAGAAGGUCUUCCAGAAAACCCACUACCCGGACGUGUACGCCCGGGAGCAGCUGGCCCUGCGCACCGACCUCACCGAGGCCCGGGUUCAGGUCUGGUUCCAGAACCGCAGAGCCAAGUGGCGGAAGCGGGAGCGUUACGGGAAGAUCCAGGAGGGGCGGAACCCCUUCUCCUCGGCCUACGACAUCUCUGUGCUGCCCCGGUCGGACAGUCACCCCCAGCUGCAGAACUCCCUGUGGCCCAGCCCCACGGCCGGGAGCCCCCCCGGGCCCUGCCUGGUGUCGCCGGAGGGCAUCCCCUCCCCGUGCAUGUCUCCGUACGCCCACUCCCCGCACGGCAACGUGGCUGGCUUCAUGGGGGUGCCCGCCUCCCCAGGGGCGCACCUCUACUCCCUUCACAGCUUCUCCCCCGCCCCGGGGGACCACAGCUUCGAGGCCAGCCCCGAGGUCGACUACAAGUCUCCAAGCCUCGUCUCGCUCAGGGUGAAGCCGAAGGAGCCGCCCGGCCUGCUGAACUGGACCACGUGA
Molecule: messenger RNA, 1032 nt
Organism: Pipistrellus nathusii (Nathusius's pipistrelle)
Lineage: Eukaryota; Metazoa; Chordata; Mammalia; Chiroptera; Vespertilionidae
Source: the annotation of a GenBank genome assembly